UAUUCAGCUAUAUUCGUUAUAUUCUAAUACUUUAUUAUAUUUGAUUUUGCUUUAGAAUAUCAAUAGAGUAUUCUGCAAAGCGCUGAACCCCUGACACUUGGUGGUUGUCAGUCCUAACAAAAAAUAAUAAUGAUAUUUUCUAAAGAUUCUCAUGUGAACAUAAACAUUUAAAUAGUGCUACCUAUAUAUGUAAGUUACAGUGGAACCUCUCUUGGACGGACACUCACCGUCGAGCGAUUUUUGUCCGCUUACGAGAGGAUCAUUUGUUCUACAAAUUUAACUUGUGCAUGGAUAAAUUCCUGCUAUUCCUUCUAUAAGAAGUGUCAGUUAGUAUACCUAUGCAUAUUUAAACGAUUCUAAAUUCUUUGAAAAAUACGAAAUUGAAGGUUUUAGAUUCAUAAAUGAAAAUACUUUAAGUGAAAAGUGUGAAUACUUUUGCAUACUUCAUGUGCAAAUCUUCACCAUGGGAGACAUGUUUCGCAGCGAAAAGAUGGCGCUAUGCCAGUUGUUCAUACAACAAGAAGCUGGUUAUAGCACUAUUUCCGAGUUGGGCGAGAUCGGAUGUGUGCAAUUUCGUGACCUUAAUGUCCAUGUUAAUUCGUUCCAACGGCAUUACGUCAACGAAGUGCGUCGUUGUGAUGAGCUGGAACGUCAAAUGAAUUACAUUGCAAGUGAAUUGAGGAAAGAUGGUAUUGAAGUGAAGGAAUUGAUUGAUGAUCUGCCGAGUGCGCCGAAUCCACGUGAUAUCAGCGAGCUUGAGGCCACGCUGGAGAGAGUGGAGACGGAAAUAAGUGAACUUGCACAAAAUAAUGUCAACCUGAAGACUAACUACACCGAAUUAAAAGAGAUGUGUAUGGUGUUGGAGCAAACACAAACGUUCUUUAGUGAUGUCAUGGAUGCGCCAUCGCAUUUCGGUAGCGAUGACACGCACGCACAAGCAAGUUGCCAAUUGGGAUUCGUGGCGGGCUUAUUGAAUCGUGAGCGUUCGUUCGCUUUCGAGCGUAUGCUUUGGCGCAUAUCGCGUGGUAAUAUUUAUGUGAAGCGUGCUGACUUGGAAGAACCACUCACAGAUCCUCGUACCGGACUUGAGGUUUACAAAACCGUGUUUGUGGUGUUCUACCAGGGUGAGCAGCUGAAUAUGCGUAUCAAGAAAGUUUGUAACGGAUUUCGUUCAUCGUUGUACACGUGCCCUGCGGCACAUGCCGAACGCGAAGAGAUGUUGCGUGGUGUUAAGACACGCUUGGAAGACUUGAAACUGGUGAUCAGUCAGACGACAGAUCACAGACGUUUAGUGCUGUCGAACACUAUCAAAAACUUGCCCAGAUGGUUGGUAAUGGUAAAAAAAAUGAAAGCCAUAUAUCACACACUGAAUAUGUUCAAUAUAGAUGUGACUAAAAAAUGUCUAAUCGGUGAAGGUUGGGUGCCAAGAAACGACUUGGAAAAUGUUAAGCAAGCGCUGGCAGCUGGUUCGGCUGCUGUCGGUAGCACAUUGCCGUCGUUUAUGAACGAGCUCGAGUCCGAUCAAUCACCACCAACCUUUAACCGUGUCAAUAAGUUCACGAAUGGUUAUCAGCAUCUUAUCGACGCCUACGGUAUGGCCAACUAUCGUGAGGUGAAUCCGGCGCUUUAUACUUGUAUAACAUUUCCUUUUCUCUUUGCCGUUAUGUUUGGUGAUUUGGGACAUGGAUUUUGUAUAUUCCUCUUUGCCCUCUGGUUGGUGUUGGAUGAAGAGCGUUUGAGCAAGAAGCGUGGCGGUGAAAUCUGGAAUAUAUUCUUUGGCGGUCGUUACAUUAUUUUACUUCUGGGUCUCUUCUCUAUGUACACGGGUUUCCUGUAUAAUGAUAUAUUUUCAAAGUCACUCAACAUUUUUGGCUCUGGUUGGAGAGUGCGCUAUAAUACCAGUACCGUGUGGACAAAUCCCAGUCUAACAUUGGAUCCAGUCGUGGCUUCUGUUGCGACUUAUCCUAUGGGUGUGGAUCCCAUUUGGCAAUUGGCUGAUAAUCAAAUUAUUUUUCUCAACUCCUUCAAAAUGAAAAUGUCAAUUAUUAUCGGUGUGUCUCACAUGAUUUUCGGCGUUUGUUUGUCGGUGGUGAAUUUCGUGCACUUUAAGAAGUAUUCGCUGAUCUUCUUGGAAUUCAUACCGCAAAUACUUUUCCUGAUCCUACUCUUCGGCUACAUGUGCUUCAUGAUGUUCUACAAAUGGGUGAAAUAUACACCUCAUACCCAUUAUUUGCCCGAUACACCCGGUUGCGCGCCAUCUGUUCUAAUUUAUUUCAUCAACAUGAUGCUCUUUAGCGAUUCACCACAGCCAGCCGGUUGUGAUGAGUACAUGUUCGUUGUACAACCCACUCUGGAGAAGGCAUUUGUGGUCUUGGCUAUAAUUUGUAUACCAUGGAUUUUGAUUGGCAAGCCGCUAUAUAUCAUGGCUGUGCGGAAACUACGUGCCAAGCGACAACCCAUAUCAACUUUAGGUAAAAUGGAUGAGGAAGGAGGCAGUCAUCACGGCGCUCACGACGAAGAGGACGAUGAACCAAUCAGUGAAAUAUGGAUACAUCAAGCUAUACAUAUGAUCGAAUACAUACUGAGUACAAUUUCGCAUACAGCUUCGUAUUUACGUUUGUGGGCUCUGUCGUUGGCUCAUGCAGAACUCUCUGACGUACUCUGGAAUAUGGUGCUUUCCAAGGCGCUUACAUUCCCUGGUUAUCCGGCAGCCAUUGCUUUAUUCUUCAUUUUCGGCGCUUGGGUUUUGCUUACAAUAGCCAUUAUGAUUUUGAUGGAGGGCUUGUCAGCCUUCUUGCAUACUUUACGUUUGCAUUGGGUUGAAUUUAUGAGCAAAUUCUAUACCGGUGCGGGAUAUGCAUUUUUGCCAUUCGAUUUCAAAGUUUUAUUGCGCAGUGAUGACGAUGACUAAGCUCUCUUGAGAAUAUACUCAAUAAUUGUAACAAUCAGAUAUGUAUGUUCGUAUUUUCAAAUGUGCUUAGAAGUAUAAUAAAUAUGUAUGUUUGUUAUCAUUUCAACACUUCA
Messenger RNA from Zeugodacus cucurbitae (melon fly), 3024 nucleotides. RefSeq names its product V-type proton ATPase 116 kDa subunit a 1. Gene Ontology annotation, biological process: vacuolar acidification; proton transmembrane transport. Lineage: Eukaryota; Metazoa; Arthropoda; Insecta; Diptera; Tephritidae. The coding region runs from base 464 to 2911 and encodes 815 amino acids. Gene Ontology annotation, molecular function: ATPase binding; proton-transporting ATPase activity, rotational mechanism. Gene Ontology annotation, cellular component: vacuolar proton-transporting V-type ATPase, V0 domain; vacuolar proton-transporting V-type ATPase complex; plasma membrane. The transcript has 6 exons. The record is from RefSeq and is a predicted model, not a curated record.